Asparagus officinalis (garden asparagus) is the source of this 1507-nucleotide messenger RNA. RefSeq names its product probable solanesyl-diphosphate synthase 3, chloroplastic. The record is from RefSeq and is a predicted model, not a curated record. The transcript is spliced from 6 exons. NCBI's taxonomy places the organism in Eukaryota, Viridiplantae, Streptophyta, Magnoliopsida, Asparagales, Asparagaceae. Gene Ontology annotation, molecular function: prenyltransferase activity. Gene Ontology annotation, biological process: plastoquinone biosynthetic process; isoprenoid biosynthetic process. The coding region runs from base 171 to 1382 and encodes 403 amino acids. Gene Ontology annotation, cellular component: chloroplast.
GCAAAACCCGCUUAAUUUAAAUACCGAACUCAAACUCUCCCCCGUCAACCCCCCAACUAACCCCAUACUGAAUCAUAAUUGAAUUGGAUUACCAACUGUGAUCACUAUUGCCUGUCUGGGUUUUCUGUUUUGAGAAGGUUUACUUGGUUUUUGGGUAUUGGGUUAUUGGGAUGAUGCUGUCUUUGAGCUGUUACCCAAGUGUUGAUCUGAGGCACAGAAGGUUUGAUUUGGUUUCUUGCUUGUGUUCUGGGAACUGGGGCUGUAAUGGGCUGCAGAAGAAUGUGCGGUUUCGGCGCAGGGAAGGUGCUCGAUGCCGGGUCUCAAUGAUGCAAAGCUUUGAUGUUCAGAGUUCGGGAGCUGAUCUGGGUAUUGGGAAGAAUUCCAUUGCUGCUCCGAGUAGCCCAGUUUUGGUAUCUUCUUUGAUAGAAGUAGUUUCUGAAGACUUGAAGAGACUCAAUAAGAAUCUGAAAUCAAUUAUUGGUGAAGAGAAUCCAAUUUUAGUAUCCGCAACAGAGCAGAUAUUUGGUGCAGGCGGGAAGAGGUUGAGACCUGCUCUUGUAUUCCUAGUUUCAAGGGCUACUGCUCAAUUAGCAGGUUUAGUGGAGCUUACAGCACAGCAUCGGCGGUUGGCAGAGAUCAUUGAGAUGAUUCAUACUGCAAGCUUAAUACAUGAUGAUGUGUUAGACGACAGUGGGAUAAGAAGAGGGAAGCAAACAAUUCAUCAACUCUAUGGGACAAGGGUAGCAGUACUAGCAGGAGACUUCAUGUUCGCGCAGUCUUCUUGGUAUCUUGCAAAUCUUGAAAACCUCCAAGUCAUAAAGCUCAUCAGCCAAGUUAUUAAGGAUUUUGCUAGCGGAGAAAUCAAGCAAGCAUCUAGUCUUUUCAAUUGUGACCUCCCUCUAGAAGAAUAUCUUCUGAAAAGUUACUAUAAGACUGCAUCUUUGAUCGCAGCAAGCACAAAAUCUGCUGCUAUAUUUAGCGGUGUCAAUGCCGGUAUCUGUGAUCAAAUGUUCGAGUAUGGGAGAAAUCUUGGACUUUCCUUUCAAGUAGUUGAUGAUAUCCUUGAUUUCACACAAUCAGCUGAACAACUUGGCAAGCCAGCAGGGAGUGAUCUUGCCAAGGGAAAUCUCACUGCUCCGGUCAUUUUUGCAUUGGAGAAGGAACCAAAACUAAGGGAAAUUAUUGAUUCUGAAUUUAGUGAAGACGGUUCCUUGGUUGAAGCAAUAGAAUUGGUUCACAAAUGUGGGGGGAUUGAAAGAGCACGUGAACUUGCAAAAGAGAAGGCUGAUUUGGCAAUACAGAAUCUGCAGUGCCUUCCUAUUAGUGACUUCAGAUCUUCUCUUGAGGGAAUGGUGAAGUACAAUCUUGAAAGGAUUGAGUAGAACUCCCGAGUUUUGGCGUAAACUAAGUUUUGCAAACCAGAUUAAUUGUAUAAUGUACACACGAAAGAAUGUGAUACACAAUGUGUAACAUUGUCAUUGACAGACUGGGGAUGGGAAAUAGGCUG